GGUGUCCAAUCCACAAACAAAUUUUGGACUAGAGGAGAAAACAUUAAAAGAGCGCCAAAAAUGUACCUCAUAGAUAAAAUCCAAAGUGUCAGUUUUUGGCAAAUUUUCAAAAUUUUCGGCUUUUGUAUUUUUUAUUGAAAAUCAAACUUCAGCAAAAACCUUAUGACAAUUUUCCAGAACUGGGGAAUUCAAAAAUCUGUUAUGGUUUCCAGAACGACUCGAAACUAUCAUCAGUCUAUUCAGAAGAAUAAAAGCAAAAUCCAAACCCAAAUUUAGCUCUCUCCCACUUGACUUUUAAAACUGAAAAAUUCCCUGAAAAUCGCAAAAUGAAAUUCAGCUUCUGAAAUUUGAUAAGGUUGAGUGCUGGUGUAUUUUUGGAUGGUUCUUUGAUUUUUUUUUAGAUUGUUUCAAGUAUAUUUUCUUAAUUAGUCAAAAAUAUUGCCACUGUUAGUUUUUCUUGAAUCAAAAAUGCAAUUGAAGCAAGAAUGAGAGGAAUGGUGUCCAAAUAGAAUCAAUUAAUUUUAAUUACUUACUUUCUACCUAUAAAAUUAAAAUAAUUUUUUGACUAAAUUAAUUCUGUUAGGCUACUAUUUUUUUAUUUAAUAAAAUAAUAGUCGAUAUACCAAUUUAUAGGUACCUAUAACAUUAAGUAAUUUGUCAAAUUAAAAUAAUUUUUUUAUUUUGUAAGCAAAUGGAAAUCAUUUGAUGGAGAGAUGAAAUAAUUUUAUGGAUAGAAUAUAAAAGUGAACAGUAUAUGUAUUAUAUAGGUACUUAAAUAGAAUAUAACCUUUUGAGAAAAUGUGAUAAGAUAAAAAUGUCAAUUAUCGUCCAAAUAGGAGAGAAUCGCUAACUACCUAUUUUUGUGUAGAUGACAAAAGAAGAUAACACAUUAGGCUAUGCGAUAUACUGAAAUUGUUGACAGUUGACACAGUUCAUCGUUUCUUUUUAUCGAGUACUUUUCCCAAUAGUUGGACCUACGACCUACCUUCUCAUUUAUUCAAUAAAGUAAUUAAAUGCUGAAGUCGUUUGCAUCUCAGAAUUCGUCGAUGAUUAACGAAGAUCGGUUGUCUUUCUAUCCAAGCUGCGAGUAUGAAAUCGAGUAUUUUCCUUCCAGUCAUCUUGGCUUUGGUCUUGAUUGAGAUCGUGUUGGUGGAAGCCAAAACUCGCAUAGUGAUAAAAGCAGAAUCCCCAGAGGAUGUCAACAUAACCUACUCUGGAUCUUACAGCCGAACUAUUAACGACGCAGAAGCCGAACAAUGGGGAAUCUGGCCCGAAGAAAAAUGCAAAAAAGUAAUCGAAGAAUACGCCGGAAAAGCUCCAAAUUACUGCAACCUACACGAACCCACCAAGCAAAAACUCUAUCCAACCAACAACAUGCCAGAAGUCACAACUGUCUACGAAAUAAUAAAAAUCUCCUCAGUCAAGACAACCGAAAAAGAAGUAAUUUUGGCCAAAAAACAUCACGAAAACAACUCCAAGAAUCCGUUCACCAUCAAGUACUCUUUGCAAAAAUCAGUAACUGAUUCUAUUUCGCAUAGCAGUUUCAGUCGUAGUAAUUAUUCGUUAGGAGGAUCGGCAGAAUUCACAAUACUUGGAAAUUCCAUUGGUUUCAAGGCUCAGUACGAACACUCUUGGGGUAAGGCGGAACAGAAAUCGAAUUCUAAAUCAAUCGGUGUCGGUACUGAAACAACCAUAGUUGUUUCACCUUUUUCAAAUUCCACUGUGACAUUUAAAACUCUUCUUGUGUCGACAACAUUCGAGAUAAUUUUCGCUAAUCGAUUGGAAGGAUAUAUAGCAGCGUAUUAUAAACCGAAAUUCGAGUACCAUGACUUUUGGCCUUUCAAGACCAAGGAUUUGAAACAAACUAAGGAUAGAAAGAUUUUUAAGGAAAUGAUAACUGUUAAUUUCCAUCAAGAAGGGGUUACUGUAGUUGACGAGCAUCAGAUAGAUGAACAAGAGGAGUAUUAUGAGGAGCCGGUGGUAGAUGAUCUUCAAGAUGAUGGUAAUCCUGCAGAAGAACUUAGUCCUGAUGAAGAAGACUCGAUCAGAACGAAAAGAUACGAUGAUAUUGAUUCUGAAAAUAUUUCGCAUGAAGAAUUGUAAAUUGCAUUAUUUAUAGUCGUCUGUUCAAAUUAUUACAUUACCUGUUUGCUACCUUCUUAUUUUCUUGUGUUCAUGUAA
Messenger RNA from Planococcus citri (citrus mealybug), 2181 nucleotides. RefSeq lists its product as uncharacterized. The transcript is spliced from 2 exons. The record is from RefSeq and is a predicted model, not a curated record. NCBI's taxonomy places the organism in Eukaryota, Metazoa, Arthropoda, Insecta, Hemiptera, Pseudococcidae. The coding region runs from base 1090 to 2103 and encodes 337 amino acids.